This is a messenger RNA of Rotaria sp. Silwood2, 585 nucleotides long. The record is from the annotation of a GenBank genome assembly. NCBI's taxonomy places the organism in Eukaryota, Metazoa, Rotifera, Eurotatoria, Philodinida, Philodinidae.
AUGGUAUCAUCAUUUUACGUAUUACGGCAGCUGUUGAAGACUCCUCAAAUGCAUCCUCAAAAAAUUACUGGUGUACUUAAUGAUCAAGCAUGGGCGCACAACGAAUUGGUCGAACAUGUCGAACAUAUAGCGUAUCACCUGCACCGUUUAAAUGUCGUUCAAGGGCAAAUUGUUUAUCAGUUUGUAGAAAGAAGUUUAGAGAUGAUUGCUCGUUUUUAUGAUAUAUUGUAUGCCAGUGGUGUGUACUGUACUAUAAAUCCAACAGAACCAUCUGAUCAGCUUGCUGCACUUUCUGAACAGCUAAAAGGCGAAGAGGCAAAGCCACAACAAUCGGCCCAAUUUAUGAGCUUUUUAAAUUCGUCCAAUACUCGAAUUUUUGCUCAGUAUGGUAUGCCUGAGUGCAAUAGUGCACUUGGGUGUCAUCUGUUAGAUGUUACCGAUACAGUUAUUCCUCUCGGUUAUCCGUUACCAGGCAUACAUUGUUCGGUCGCCAAUGAACAGGAUGAAAUGAUUAAUAGUCAUAUAGGCAACCCAAGUAAUAUUGGUGGAAUUCAUAGUGGAGGUCAGUUUUAUUCAUUUCAAUAA